AUGUCUAAGCGGUGGUUCGUCGAGACCACCCCCGAGGGGCGGCAGCAGUUUGUGUCCAUCAAGAGAUCGCGGUCUUACGGUGGACACCAUAACCGCGUUCGUGAAAUCGACUACAUCAAGGUUAGCCUUGAGGAAUGGAACGCUCUUGUCGAUAAGGAGCGCAAGCUAGAAGAGGUCAACAAGUCGUUGUCGGACGAGUGCAGCCGCCUCAAGUCGACCGCCUCGACUUCGCAGGCCGAGGCCAAGCGUCUAGCCGUCGUCGUCAUCCCCGGACUCGAGAAGCAAAUCGGCAUACUCACCAUCGAAAACGAGUCUCUCCGCCGGAGCAUCGACAAGACGGGCGACAGCUCCUCCAAGCAUCACCGCGAGGAAGAGAGGCUAAAGUAUAAGAUUGUCAAGCUCGAGGCCGACAACCUUGAGCUUCGGGAGGAAAACGCAGGUCUGCGUGAGAAGAACCGCAGCCUGUCGAAGCAGCUCGAGCAGAGCUUUAGCCGUCGUGUAUCGGAGAUUCUUGGAGAUGUCGACUUCUGGAAGCACCAGUACCGUCACUGGCGGGCACGAUACGAUGAGCUACUGAAGCGCUACAACGACAUCUUUGAUCUGAUGGAGACUCGGACAAAGAAGAUGAAGGCAUACGAAGAUAUUCUGCGGCGAAACGACAUGAUCUAA
Molecule: messenger RNA, 669 nt
Organism: Trichoderma virens Gv29-8
Lineage: Eukaryota; Fungi; Ascomycota; Sordariomycetes; Hypocreales; Hypocreaceae
Exons: 1
Coding region: 1-669 (222 amino acids)
Source: RefSeq, a predicted model, not a curated record